This is a messenger RNA of Protopolystoma xenopodis, 237 nucleotides long. The record is from the annotation of a GenBank genome assembly. NCBI's taxonomy places the organism in Eukaryota, Metazoa, Platyhelminthes, Monogenea, Polystomatidea, Polystomatidae.
AUGCCUAACUUACUCCUCGAUUUACAGAUUGUUGCCACUCUACUCCUGAUCCUGGAGGAAGAGGAUACUUUCUGGCAAAUGUGCUGUCUUCUUGAAGACCUACUACCAGCUUCGUACUAUUCUUCUGCUUCACUCCUCGGAGUCCAAGCAGAUCAACGCGUUCUGCUGCACUUGCUGCCGCUACACUUGCCUCGGUUGCACGCAUUAUUCCAGGAGCAUAAUGUCGGUCAGUUUUGA